GUUCUGAUCCGUGGGAACCCGAGUCAGCAGAUGUUAAUCGGGACCUCCUGCAGAACCGCUGCUGGACCGUCAGAACGUCGUCAUGGUAACCGGCAGGUCAUGUGACCGGUGUCCGUCUGUCUUUCCAGGACCUUCAGCAUGUCGUCCCUGGACCCAACUGGACCGGACCGGGACCGGCGCAGGAAGCAGGGGGAGCCUCUGAGCCGCUCAGUCAGCCCCAACAGGAGGUUCUUCCAGCGGGUUCCCUUGAACUGGACCUCGGGUCCACGCUCCGGUUCGAACAGAACCUCCAGCUUCAAGAUGAGUCCGACUCCUCCCAGAACCGUCUUCCCCGACCCGAGUGGACCACAGGACUCCGCGCCCAAGGCUCCGCGCAGGCUGAGCUUCAGUGGGAUCUUCAGGGCCUCCAGGGAGUGGAACCAGCAAUCCGGGUCGACCCACAAGCUGAUUGGACGGAACCACAGAGACAAGGCCAGAGCCCCCUCCUCCCACAGGCAGGUGGGCGGUUUCCACCUGGAGACGUACCUGACGGAGCCACGGCGCCCAGAGGCCAGCAGGCCGCGCUCCUACUCCUCCCCUCCUGACGCCGCUCACCUGGCUACCUCCACCUGCAGCUCUCUGCCCCCUCAGGCCCCGCCUCCACCUGCCUCUGCUCACACCUGGAGCCAGGUGGAGGUCGCUGGCGGCAUGUCGGAGCAGCUGGAUCAGACGGAACCCGGAGAUGCCGGAUCCGAGGAGUCGGAGAGAGACAUCUACAUGCGGUUCAUGAAGUGCCACAAGUGCUACGACAUCGUCCCCACCAGCUCCAAACUGGUGGUGUUCGACACAACGCUGCAGGUGAAGAAGGCCUUCUUCGCGCUGGUGGCUAACGGGGUGAGAGCGGCUCCUCUGUGGGAGAGCAAGAAACAAAGCUUUGUGGGAAUGUUGACCAUCACAGACUUCAUCAACAUCCUGACCAGAUACUAUAAAUCCCCCAUGGUGCAGAUCUACGAGCUGGAGGAGCAUAAGAUCGAGACGUGGAGAGAGCUGUACCUGCAGGAGACCUUCAAACCUCUGGUUCACAUCUCACCUGACGCCAGUGUGUUCGAAGCGGUCCACUCCCUGAUAAAGAACAAGAUCCACCGGCUUCCUGUCAUCGAUCCGAUCAGCGGCAACGCUCUCUACAUCCUGACUCACAAGAGGGUCCUGAAGUUCCUGCAGCUCUUUGUGUGUGAGAUGCCCAUGCCGGCCUUCAUGAAGCAGACACUGGAGGAACAUGCGGUGGGAACGUACUCCAACAUUGCCUACAUCCACCCCGACACACCGCUCAUCACGGCCCUGUCUGUGUUCACACACCGCCGGGUCUCUGCGCUGCCCGUGGUGGAUCAUAGCGGGAAGGUGGUGGACAUCUAUUCCAAGUUUGACGUGAUUAACCUGGCAGCUGAGAAGACCUACAACAAUCUGGAUGUGACGGUCACCCAGGCUCUAAGACACAGAUCGCAGUACUUUGAAGGCGUCAUGAAGUGCAACAAGCUGGAAACGCUGGAGACCAUCGUGGACCGGAUCGUGAAAGCUGAGGUCCACAGGCUGGUCGUGGUUGACGAUGAGUCUCAUAUCAUUGGCAUCGUGUCGCUGUCGGACAUCUUGCAGGCGCUGGUUCUGAUGCCUGCUGGACUGGGGAGGAAGGAGUCCAUCACCUCCCAACCAGAACCCCUGAACCCAGCGGAACCAGAACCAACAGCUCCAAAUGGGUCGGACCAGGACCCUGUUCUGGAGUCGGAGGCAGAAAGCAUCCCGGGACCGGGAGGCGAGCCAGAGACAGAAACCGAAACUGAUCACAACCAGGACCAGAACCAGGACCAGGACCAGGAAAAGAACCAAGACCAGGACCAGAACCCAGACCAGAACCAGGAAAAGAACCAAGACCAGGACCAAAACCAAGACCAGGACCAGAAUCAGAACCAGGACCAGGAAAAGAACCAAGACCAGGACCAGAACCAAGACCAGGACCAGGAUCCCCAAGGAGCCACAGAGGAAGCUCCUGAGAGCGGCCAGCAGGGGGAGCCAGAGGAGGAGGAGGUGGCAGGCGGGGAUGAGGGGGAAGAGGGGAAGUGACAUCAUCACAGUGCUUCCCCUUGGACUCUGACGACCCACCGCGCUCGGGUCAACCCACAGAAGAAGAAUCAGGACAGGGUGGACUGUGAUUGGACUGCUGCUCAGGUGGGCAGAGCCAGACUAACAUGCUGAUGCCAAUCAGAGGAAGGUUCUGGUUCUGCCUGCUGGGUUCUGGAGAAGCUUCAGGAAGAUUGGUUGCCAUGGCAAUGGAUUGGUCCUCUAGCCCCUCCUGGUGGAAGUCUGUCACUGCAGCCUCAUAACAGCCAUGAAGCUCGACCACAACCAGAACCGGGUCACCCUGAACAUCUGGACCUUCUGAUGGUGGCAGAAACAUUUGAAUGAGCCAAUCACUGUUGAGCUGCUGCAUCAUUUCCUGUUUCACUGACGUAGCCAAUCACAGGUUGUUACUUUGGUGGAAAAUGAUUUUAUUCUGGAAAGUGUUGUUUCUACUUCCUGCUGUACUGUAAAGGGGCGGGGCCCCAGACAGUUUGGACCAAUCAGAUGAGAGAAUAUUUAACUUUGUAUAUUCAUAUUUUACUGUUCCCAUAGAGACAGAGAAAUGUAGUAUUUAACAGCUGUGAUGUCGUCAUGGUGCGUCUGUGACAUCACAGUUUCCAUAGUGAGUCGCUUUGCUGCUGCUGUGAAAACGAAUUAAAACUGCUGAUCUGAGAUCUGCCAGUCUGGUUUUACUGGUCCAACUGGGGACCGUUAUGUGACAGUAAUGACAGGAAGGAUGGCCGCAUGUGUAGCAUCCAACUGGUCCAACUGAUCUAACUGGAACAUUGAGGAAUUUAAGGUAGCUAGCUUUAGCUUAGAAAACCUUCAUCAGGUCUGUCAACACUGACCUCAUGACCAGAACAUACUGGGUCUAACCCAGUGAUUUGAGUCAGGGGAGACAGGUGAGGCAGAGCCUCAUCUGUCUUCAUGGAAAAAUAAUUUAUAUUUCUAUUUUCACCCUGUGGUUUGUACAAUAAAGUAUUUAUUUUUCAUUUAGCUUAACCAAUUCUGAUUAUUUUUUCUUCAGAAUUGCAGAAUUUUUGCAAUUUCCCAUUCAAAUGCUCAGAAGUGAAGUCGGUGAGGCAGCAGGAAGCUGAGCCUCACCUGGGAUUGAUCAACCUCUGGCUAACUGCGCUGGCUGCUACUCAAUGUUUCUCCUGUCUGUACGCUGACAAUAAAAUGGUUAGAAACAUUUAA
This is a messenger RNA of Xiphophorus couchianus (Monterrey platyfish), 3288 nucleotides long. Its product is annotated as 5'-AMP-activated protein kinase subunit gamma-2-like. The transcript has 17 exons. NCBI's taxonomy places the organism in Eukaryota, Metazoa, Chordata, Actinopteri, Cyprinodontiformes, Poeciliidae. Gene Ontology annotation, biological process: regulation of catalytic activity; protein phosphorylation. The record is from RefSeq and is a predicted model, not a curated record. Gene Ontology annotation, cellular component: nucleus; nucleotide-activated protein kinase complex; cytoplasm. Gene Ontology annotation, molecular function: protein kinase regulator activity; AMP binding; protein kinase binding. The coding region runs from base 139 to 2094 and encodes 651 amino acids.